Messenger RNA from Alosa alosa (allis shad), 1014 nucleotides. It is a transcript of the gene tnfa, whose product is annotated as tumor necrosis factor a (TNF superfamily, member 2). The transcript has 4 exons. Lineage: Eukaryota; Metazoa; Chordata; Actinopteri; Clupeiformes; Clupeidae. Gene Ontology annotation, biological process: immune response. The record is from RefSeq and is a predicted model, not a curated record. The coding region runs from base 1 to 699 and encodes 232 amino acids. Gene Ontology annotation, molecular function: tumor necrosis factor receptor binding. Gene Ontology annotation, cellular component: membrane.
AUGGCACAGGACUGGAAGAGCGCUGAUCUGGAAAUUGGGCAGCCGGGAGUUGAAGCCAUGGAGGAGCAGACGAAGAUGGGUGCCUCCACGACCCUCAGGGGCUGGAAGAUUGGUUUGGCUCUACUGGCCAUAGGACUGUGUGCUGCUUCUGCUAUCUUCUUCACAAUCCACAACCAGAAACAAAAUGUCACACAGGGAAGUGAAGUUCUAGGCCACACUUUGAGGCAACUCUCUAAAAGGCACACGGGGACCAGCCAAAUAGCCAUUCAUUUAGAAGGAGAUACCAAGCUCGAGACAGGUGAAGAUGCAAACGAGGUGCAAUGGAAGGACGACGUUGACCAUGCAUUCCAUCAUGGGGGCCUGAAACUGGUGGACAAUGAGAUUGUCAUUCCCAAGAAGGGCUUGUACUUUGUCUAUAGCCAAGUGUCCUUCGACGUCGACUGUGGCAGCACCACUGACCAUGAGCACCCGAGCCAUGCGGUCCGGCGCAAGUCGAAGGUGUUUGAGGGAGAGCAUACACUGCUGAAUACAAUGCGCUCCAGCUGCCAGGGGGCUAGCAAUGACCACUGGUAUGGUGCCAUCAACCUGGGAGCCGUCUUCAGCCUGGAGGAGGGUGACCUUUUGAGCACCACGACGGGGCCCAUGCCCUUCGUGGAAGAAUCUGCUGGGAAGACCUUCUUUGGAGUGUUUGCUCUCUAAGUCAGUGUGUGUGUGUGUGUGUGUGUGAAUGUAUGUGUUUUUGAACGAUGUCUAAGGCGAGAAUAGAAGGAGAGCAAUGUGUGAAGUUGUCUUUAAGAAUACACUUGUUUUAUGUUAAAACAAUGUUCACUCCAUUGUAGAGUUCUACAUUGAGAUCAUGCUGGAUCAUGAUCUAUUUCAUUUGAAAUGUAUACUUAUGUAUGUUAUAUGUAUACUUAUACAUCUUGAUGUAUCUGUGCAGUAUUUGCAUAUUUACUGUAUUUACAGAAACAUGAAGUGAUGUCGGUGAUCACUGUUGACCACUACAUAAGACUA